Messenger RNA from Rangifer tarandus platyrhynchus (Svalbard reindeer), 537 nucleotides. Lineage: Eukaryota; Metazoa; Chordata; Mammalia; Artiodactyla; Cervidae. The record is from the annotation of a GenBank genome assembly.
AUGUAUGUGCCGAUCCGCCAGUUAUUGGAGCCAAGGCGACAAUUUCACAGCAGCCGGAGCAAACGGGUGUCCGUCACCCGGAAUCCAACCUUAUUCUUCUCCACAGUGUGCGGCGGUGUCCUCCUCCCAGGCCACCACGACCUCGUCCCUCAGAGCCUCUUCCUCCUCCAUCCUUCCUCAUCCUCCCUGGAUCCUGUGGAUGAGCGGCCUCAACCCCAGUCCCUGGGCCUCCAGAUCCGUGAGAAUCCACCUCCAAGGCAGAGCGCGUACGCAGCCUUGGCUGCACCAGGGUCCCUCCUCUGCGCUCGUGUGAGCCCCCCCGCCCCCGCCCAGCAUUACAGCCCCGCCAGCCCCUCCCAGCCUUUGGUCAGGCGCUGUUGUGUCCCCCACUCCCACCUGGGAGCCACCGAGGGCAAGGCGCCCACCAGGGCAUCCAAGGGGACCCGGGCUGAGGGCGUCUUCCGGGCCACGUCCUACAAGUACCACCACAAGGACCAGAGACGGAGUUCCCAGCAUCGCAGGGAGGCCCACGGCUGA